Messenger RNA from Naegleria lovaniensis, 2022 nucleotides. RefSeq lists its product as uncharacterized. Gene Ontology annotation, biological process: double-strand break repair via synthesis-dependent strand annealing; t-circle formation; resolution of mitotic recombination intermediates. Gene Ontology annotation, molecular function: four-way junction DNA binding; ATP binding; ATP-dependent DNA damage sensor activity. The coding region runs from base 1 to 2022 and encodes 673 amino acids. NCBI's taxonomy places the organism in Eukaryota, Heterolobosea, Eutetramitea, Acrasida, Naegleriidae. Gene Ontology annotation, cellular component: Rad51C-XRCC3 complex; replication fork. The record is from RefSeq and is a predicted model, not a curated record. The transcript is spliced from 3 exons.
AUGUCUCAAGUCCCUUCUGAACCUUCUUGGCAAGAUAUGGAUGAGGUGCCAGAAUCUCCAACCAACACUGUACCAUCAAACCCAAUAAUAACAGAAGCAAUUAACAAGCAAGAAGAACACAAUAGUAGUAAUGUGGAGGAUCAUGACACGGAUCUCAUCAUUGAUGAUGAAUUAUAUCAAGAAUUAUUACAAGAUCAUCAUGAUGAGGGUGAUCAUAGUAACUCAGUGAUUGAAUCCACAACAGAACAGCAACAAUAUCACAAUGAAAGAUCAUCUCCGAUACAUCAUCCUUCCUCUCCCGAAAGAAAUGAUACCACCACCACAGUUUCAUCCUUGUACGAAUAUCAAGAUGGUUUCUCCUCCGAUAUUCACAACAAGUCUAUUGAAAAUAUUUUAGAUGUUUUAUAUAGUAAUGAUUAUCCUCCAUCACCUCUUCAAUUAAUAGAAAAUGAUGAAACCUAUGACUUUCCAUUUCCUACUAAAUCACAAUUAUCAAAUGUAUUCCGAUCGAUGAAAAUAUUAUUUUUAUUUACCUUUCUUACACGAUAUUUAUCGGAAAGGGAUAAUUUCAAAAGAGAAAUACUUGCACAUUUAAGUACAUUUAAAGUACUUCAUAGAGGAUAUAGAAUGAAUCAUGUGGAUGUGAUUUGUCAUGACAUUACACAACAAGUAUUGUUGAGAGCACCAAUGAGACUGACAGAUAUUAUGAAAUUAUCUGAAACAGUCAUUACUCUUAAUACUGAUGAGAAUCGAGGCUCAACCACCCUGACUAUCAGUAGUACUCUUAAGAAUCAUCAUGUAUCAACCAAUAACACAAAUCAUCAUGUAUCAACCACUAAUUCUACUAUCAAUCAUUUACCUUUCAAUAAUGAAUUUCUCUCAUUAGGUGAUCCAAUACUUGAUGAAUUAUUUGAAACAUCUAUUUCUAAGAGAGAUGGUAUCUAUGGUAUUCCAAUCAAACAAACGAGUGGUGGAUUCAUAAUUGAAUUGAGUGGAGUUGCUGGAAGUGGUAAAACACAACUAGCUCUUCAUUUAAGUUUACAAUGUAUAUUGAAUCGUAAAUUUGGAGGUUUAAAUUCUCGAGUAUUGUAUUUACAUUCUGAGAGUUAUCCUAUGGAUCGAUUGAAUGAAAUGAUUCAAGCUAAAACCAGACAAUUAAAUGAAUACUAUCAUACUCUCAAUACUCAUCCUACUAGAUCUAGUAUGGACUCGUCUGAAGAAUCGAAUGAGCAAAAUGACAUUUCUGAAGAUGAUUUCCUUAAUAAUUUUAUUCAACGUAACAUUUCCAAUACGAAUGAAUUCAAUGAUUUACUCAAACCAUCUACAAUGAGUAGCAUGUCACCUCUCGAAAAUGUUAUUGAAAAGAGAAAUAUUAGACUUGUAAUAUUAGAUUCUAUUGGAAUGUUAUUUAGAGAUUCACAUGCGAGUAGAACAUUAGCAAUGGAUCGAUCAGAAAUUUUACAAUUUCAAAUUCAACACAUGAAAUAUCUUGCUACCAAAUAUAAGGUAAUCUUUUUAAUUCUUAAUCAAGUAUCAGCAAUAUUUGAAGAUGAAAUGAAUAAUGAAUUGGUGAGAAAGUAUCAUCAAAGUCAUCGAAAUGAUACAUUGAAUUGUGAAGAAGCCUUAGAAUCUUAUAUAUAUUCCAAAAAUACAACAACUGUGCUGCCACUCCAAGAAGUUGGUGAUAUUUCAAGUGUUCGAUCCUAUUUUAAACUCACACCAAGUGAGAAAGUCAAACCCACACUCGGAUUACAUUGGUCUUCUCUUAUUGACAUUCGAUUAUUUCUUACCAAGUUGAAUAGAAAGGAUGUUGUUAUUGCAUCUCAUUCAAGAUUGAGAAGAGAAAAGAAAAUCAAAGGUAAUGAUACUUCUAUUGUGUAUCUGAGAGAUUACGAAACACAAGAACCCAAAUAUGAAAGUGUGAACGAUUAUUCGAGACAAAUUCAUGUCAUUUAUUCGCCCUUCUCUCCGACCUCAAGUCGAUCCUUCCUCAUUGAUUCUUUUGGUGUUCGAGGAGUGUAA